AGUAGAUGGUUCCCAUUUAUAAAGAGAGGAUUUUGCAAAAGUUGUAACACAAACACAAGAUUUCCAUUUGCAUUCUCUUGCCAUUGCCAUUGCCAUGGCUGUGGAUGAAGAAGCACCCUCCACGAGCCAGCCCCGGCGGAGGGUCCCCCUGCUCCGGCGGCGGAAGGUGCAGACGGUGCGGCUAGGCGGCAAGAAGCCACGGCGGCUACUAAGGUUGUUUCAGCGGAUGCGUUUAAGGUGGCUAAAGUUACAAUAUGCCCGCAUGUUGAAGAGGGUUAAGGAGCAGUAUCGAAACGUUGUUAAGGAACUUGUGGAGGCUGGACCCACCAUUGAAGCGUUUCACCAACGUAUUUUCAUGGAAAGCACUUUUGCAAUCCCUCUUGGGGUUAACCUAUCCACCUACCCUUCUCGCUUUGGAUCUGAUCAUCGCCCUCGACCUCUCUUCAUGUAAUUACAUUUCUUUUUAUUCUUCUUCUUUUGCCUUUUCUUUACAUUCCCUCCACCCAAAACCGCUGCAAUUCUCGAUUAACUCCUGCUAAAUUAUGCCAUAACAUCCAUAUCUCUAUUUUAUUUUAUGUAUUUAUAUUUUUAUGGAAACAUAAACUAUAAGGAAACCCAACUUCGUAAUUAA
Molecule: messenger RNA, 631 nt
Organism: Cajanus cajan (pigeon pea)
Lineage: Eukaryota; Viridiplantae; Streptophyta; Magnoliopsida; Fabales; Fabaceae
Source: RefSeq, a predicted model, not a curated record